CUGGCGCAAUGAGAAAGGCUCCUGUGCCUCUGCCGGCGGCGCCGACCCCCCUGGAGGUGCUUCGCGACGUGCUCCUCUUCCAGGGUGACUACGCCUUCGCCUACUACAUCUUCCUCGCCCUGUACUGCGCUGCAUGCUGCCGCAACCUCAAGGAGGCUCUGCCGCGCCUCACGUGGUUCUACGCAAUCCCGCUGGCGGUGCUCACCUCCUUUGGCGGCGGCAUCAUGGUGCCCGUGCUGCUUGGCCUGCCCGCGGCGCCGCUGAUCAACGAGGCGCUGAUCCCGACCAUGAUUAUCGCGUGGGCGUGCGUGCAGUACUUGCACCCUGUGCUCGCCCUGCUGCAGAGCCCGUUCGGCCGCGCGGCCUCCAACUCUGGCUUUGAAGUCUUCCGGUACCACGUGCUGGCGAUCUGCUCCGACCUCGCCUCGAAAACCCUGCCGCCGGUGUCGACCGGCCCCCUCGCCGGCACACUCUCGUGCGCCCUCGUCGGACCGCUGCUGUGCGGCAUGAUCGGCGGGUGCGGCGGCGCCUUCAUGCCGCUGUCCAAUGGACUCAAGGCGCUCGAGGGGUCGACGAUCCCGUGGCGCGUCCAGUCGUCCGCUGUCAUGUCCGCCUGGCACCACUUGCUCACACACGACGCGGCGGUGCGAGCGUCGGCGGCAGAGUACGUCCCUUUCCUGGCGGACCCGGCGAUGGUCAAGCUGUGCGGCAUCCUCUUCUUCGCCGGCUUGCCCGCGCUGCAGCAGCUCGGCCUCCUCCCCGCGGGCCUGCUCGGCCCGAACCCCUUCGUCAUCAACGCGGCCAAGGUCAAGCGCGCGUGAGUGUCCGGCAGCGGGGGCGGACACGCUCCAGCAGGGACGCACCAGGCAGGGAUGGUAAACUGUCGUGACCUCUAGACUUCGCGGUGGCAGUCGCCACGCGCACCUCUGGCAGUCUGGCACUCUCGGGCGCCCCGAGCGCCCGCAAGAGACGGAAACCCACCCUACUGUCUCUCGGCAUACCAACGCGCCGCGCCGGGCCGCCGAGACUUGUGGGUCUUGCUCUUGGGACUUGGCCAUACACCAUGUUGCAUGGAUUGAGUUUUAUGUCCUUUUGGGAAAACACAACACCCCACCAAAA
Messenger RNA from Emiliania huxleyi CCMP1516, 1119 nucleotides. RefSeq lists its product as hypothetical. Bases 9 to 821 code for a protein of 270 amino acids. The record is from RefSeq and is a predicted model, not a curated record. The transcript is spliced from 5 exons. NCBI's taxonomy places the organism in Eukaryota, Haptophyta, Isochrysidales, Noelaerhabdaceae.